AUGAGCAUCGACAACAGGAAACACACGUCGUUGACCUUUGACCUCUGCAGUAUUAACUCCGGGGGCGUUUGUGAAUCCUCCUCCACCUUCUCCCUGUCCGACCCUGAUCUGAGCGUCGCCUCGCCAUUCGCCACGUGUGACUCUCUGGAUGGGUUUGUAUUUGCACUAAACAAGGAGGGACGGUUCCUCUACAUCUCUGAGACUGUGUCCAUCUACCUGGGGCUGUCACAGGUGGAGCUAACGGGCAGCAGCGUCUUCGACUACAUCCACCCUGGAGACCACGUGGAGAUGGCGGAGCAGCUGGGGAUGAAGCUUCCACCGGGUCGAGGGAUGUCACUGUCACAGGGAACCGUCAACGAGGACGGGGCGUCGUCGGCCUCGUCGUCCUCGCACUCGGAAACGCCCGAACCAGUGGAGUCCAGUAGUCCCAGUCUUCUGUCUCCGGAUAAUUCUCUGGAACGAUCCUUCUUCAUCCGGAUGAAGUCGACAUUAACGAAGCGAGGCGUCCACAUCAAGUCCUCAGGAUAUAAGGUGAUACACAUCACGGGCCGGCUCCGGAUCCGGAUGGCGCUGACCCACAGCCGCUCGGUUCCAAACCAGAUCAUGGGGAUGGUGGUGGUGGCCCACGCCCUGCCCCCACCCACCAUCAACGAGGUCCGCAUCGACUGUCAGAUGUUCGUCACCAGAGUCAACAUGGACCUGAAGAUCGUCUACUGUGAGAACAGGAUCAACGACUACAUGGAUCUGACUCCGGUCGACAUCGUGGGGAAGAGGUGUUACCAGUUUAUUCACGCCGAAGACGUGGAGGGAAUCCGACAGAGUCACCUGUACUGUGAGUAUCGCUUCUCUGAUUGGACC
This is a messenger RNA of Sphaeramia orbicularis (orbiculate cardinalfish), 858 nucleotides long. Its product is annotated as neuronal PAS domain-containing protein 3-like. The record is from RefSeq and is a predicted model, not a curated record. Gene Ontology annotation, cellular component: cytoplasm; nucleus; transcription regulator complex. Lineage: Eukaryota; Metazoa; Chordata; Actinopteri; Kurtiformes; Apogonidae. Gene Ontology annotation, molecular function: RNA polymerase II transcription regulatory region sequence-specific DNA binding; DNA-binding transcription factor activity, RNA polymerase II-specific. Gene Ontology annotation, biological process: regulation of transcription by RNA polymerase II.